Psammomys obesus (fat sand rat) is the source of this 2610-nucleotide messenger RNA. It is a transcript of the gene Adam12, whose product is annotated as ADAM metallopeptidase domain 12. Bases 1 to 2610 code for a protein of 869 amino acids. Gene Ontology annotation, molecular function: metalloendopeptidase activity. The transcript has 22 exons. NCBI's taxonomy places the organism in Eukaryota, Metazoa, Chordata, Mammalia, Rodentia, Muridae. The record is from RefSeq and is a predicted model, not a curated record. Gene Ontology annotation, biological process: proteolysis.
AUGACUUUAUGGGACCAGAGAGGAGCUUAUGAAGUGGCCAGAGCCUCCCUUCUGAGCAAGGACCUUGGGAUCCCAGGAGGACAGAGCUACCAGGCAAAGGAUCAUCCAGAUGUGCUGACUGUGCAACUGCAGCUAGAGAACCAAGAACUGAUCCUCAGCCUGGAAAGGAAUGAGGGACUCAUUGCCAAAGGCUUCACAGAGACCCAUUAUCUGCAAGAUGGUACUGAUGUCUCCUUCACUCGAAACUACACGGAUCAUUGCUACUACCAUGGACAUGUGCAAGGAGAUGCUGCAUCCGUGGUCAGCCUCAGCACUUGCUCUGGUCUCAGGGGACUUAUUGUGUUUGAAAAUAAAACCUACAUCUUGGAACCGAUGGGAAACACCACGGACAGAUACAAGCUCGUUCCAGCUGAGAACAUGAAGAACAUCCAAGGGCUGUGCGGGUCGCAUCACAACAAGUCCAGCCACACCGCGGAAGAUGUCUCCCCUAGGCCCUCUCAAAUGCGGACAAGAAGGCAUAAAAGAGAGACCCUCAAGAUGACCAAGUAUGUAGAGCUGGUUAUUGUGGCAGACAACCGAGAGUUUCAGAGGCAAGGAAAAGAUCUGGAGAAAGUUAAGCACCGGUUAAUAGAGAUCGCUAAUCACGUUGACAAGUUUUACAGACCGCUAAACAUCCGGAUCGUGCUGGUAGGGGUGGAAGUGUGGAAUGACAUCGACAAAUGCUCUAUAAGCCAGGAUCCGUUCACCAGCCUUCAUGAGUUUCUAGACUGGAGAAAGAUUAAGCUUCUACCUCGCAAAUCCCAUGACAAUGCUCAGCUUAUCAGUGGGGUUUAUUUCCAAGGCACCACCAUUGGCAUGGCACCCAUAAUGAGCAUGUGCACCGCAGAGCAGUCUGGAGGAGUUGUCAUGGACCAUUCAGACAGCCCCCUUGGUGCUGCCGUGACCUUGGCGCAUGAGCUGGGCCACAACUUUGGAAUGAACCAUGACACACUGGAGAGGGGCUGCAGCUGCAGAAUGGCUGCAGAGAAAGGAGGCUGCAUCAUGAACCCUUCCACCGGGUUCCCAUUCCCCAUGGUGUUCAGCAGCUGUAGCAGGAAGGACCUGGAGGCUAGCCUGGAGAAGGGAAUGGGGAUGUGCCUCUUCAACCUACCGGAGGUCAAGCAGGCCUUUGGGGGCCGGAAGUGUGGAAAUGGCUAUGUGGAAGAGGGAGAAGAGUGUGACUGCGGGGAACCAGAGGAAUGUACCAAUCGCUGCUGUAAUGCCACCACCUGCACUCUGAAGCCAGACGCUGUGUGCGCGCACGGGCAGUGCUGUGAAGACUGCCAGCUAAAGCCUCCAGGAACCGCAUGCAGGGACUCCAGCAACUCCUGUGACCUCCCAGAAUUCUGCACGGGGACUGCCCCUCACUGCCCGGCCAAUGUGUACCUACAUGAUGGGCACCCGUGUCAGGGAGUGGACGGUUACUGCUACAACGGCAUCUGCCAGACCCACGAGCAGCAGUGUGUCACUCUCUGGGGACCAGGUGCUAAACCAGCUCCUGGCAUCUGCUUUGAGAGAGUCAACUCUGCAGGAGAUCCUUAUGGCAACUGUGGCAAAGACUCCAAGAGCGCCUUCGUCAAAUGUGAGAUGAGAGAUGCCAAGUGUGGAAAAAUCCAGUGUCAAGGUGGUGCCAGCCGACCAGUCAUUGGUACCAAUGCCGUUUCCAUAGAAACAAAUAUCCCACAGCAGGAAGGAGGUCGGAUUCUGUGCCGGGGGACCCAUGUGUACUUGGGUGAUGACAUGCCAGACCCAGGGCUUGUGCUUGCAGGAACGAAGUGUGCCGAAGGAAAAAUCUGCCUCAAUCGUCGAUGUCAGAAUAUCAGCAUCUUCGGAGUUCACAAGUGUGCAAACCAGUGCCACGGCCGAGGGGUAUGUAACAACAGGAAGAACUGCCACUGUGAGGCCCACUGGGCCCCUCCUUUCUGUGACAAGUUCGGCUUUGGAGGAAGCAUAGACAGUGGUCCCAUCCGGCAAGCAGAUAACCAGGGCUUGACUGUAGGAAUCCUGGUGAGUGUCCUGUGUCUGCUCAUGGCUGGAUUUGUGGUAUACUUCAAAAGGAAGACGUUAAUGCGGUUACUGUUCACACAUAAAAAAACCACCAUCGAAAAACUAAGGUGUGUGCGCCCUUCCCAGACAUCCAGCGGCUCUCACCUUGGCCAGGCUCACCCCACCCUCAGAAAAGGCCUGCUGACAAGCCAGCCACCACAUUCCAUUACCCCCAAGGACAGGCGCUCUCUGCAAUGCCAGAACAUCAACAUCAGCAGGCCUCUCAACACUCAGCCCCAGGCAGCUCAGCGAGUGCUCCUGCCCCUCCACCAGGCCCCACGUGCACCCUGCGGUCCUGCCAGGCCCCUGCCAGCCAAUCCUGCUCUCAGGAAGGCCCAGGGCACCCGCAAGCCCAGCCCUCCUCAGAAGCCUCUGCCUGCUGAUCCAUUGAGCAGGACUUCUCGCCUCACUGGUGCCUUGGUGAGGACCCCAGGGCAACAGGAGCCUGGGCACCGCCCAGCCCCCAUCAGACCUGCCUCUAAGCAUCAAGUACCCAGACCCUCCCACAAUGCCUACGUCAAGUGA